Messenger RNA from Penicillium macrosclerotiorum, 783 nucleotides. Its product is annotated as O-methyltransferase. Gene Ontology annotation, molecular function: O-methyltransferase activity. The record is from RefSeq and is a predicted model, not a curated record. The transcript has 3 exons. NCBI's taxonomy places the organism in Eukaryota, Fungi, Ascomycota, Eurotiomycetes, Eurotiales, Aspergillaceae. The coding region runs from base 1 to 783 and encodes 260 amino acids.
AUGUCGACCAUCGCAAAGCCACAUGCGCCCGAGCCGCGAUCAUGGUGCUUGGAUGGACGAGAAGUUGACCUCCUCCAUUACAUCUAUGGCCGACCUGAUCUCAAGCAGAUGCGUGGCAACCCACGUAGGGUUCUUGCUGCGAUUGACGAUUACCACCACAACUGCAACAAGCUGAUCAAUGUCGGAGCUGUCAAGGGGAAAUCUAUUGUCCACCUCAUUGCCGAGCACAAGCCCUCAGUUAUGAUCGAACUUGGUGGCUACGUCGGCUACUCUGCCAUUCUCUUCGGAGAUGCAGUGCGAUCGAACGGUGGAAAGAAAUAUUUAUCAAUGGAGAAGAACCCUGAGAUGGCGGCUGUCGCAAACCAACUUGUUGACCUUGCCGGAUUGGGAGAUGUGGUGCGAGUCCUGGUUGGAUCUAGCGAUGAGCUACUGGCAGAGCUGAUCCGCGAUCGCAAGGAGAUUGAUCACAUUGAGAUGCUGUUUGUGGACCAUUGGCAGGAACUGUAUCUUCCCGAUUUGUGGCUUUUGGAAGAAAUGGAAGCCAUUUGUCCCAACAAGUCACUUUUAGUGGCAGACAAUGUAAUAAUGCCAGGCGCGCCGAAGUACAUGGAAUGGGUGAAAGCCACGCCAGAGCAGAAGCGAGUGAUCUUGAAGAAGUCGAGCGUGACAAGCUUGAAGCCGAACCCGAAUCUCAUCUAUGAGACUGAUGUUCUAGAAUUUGAAACUGACUUUGGAAAGGAUGGCCUCGCCGUCACAAAGGUUUUAGGAGAUGAGAAGGCUUAG